Molecule: messenger RNA, 723 nt
Organism: Lycium barbarum (goji berry)
Lineage: Eukaryota; Viridiplantae; Streptophyta; Magnoliopsida; Solanales; Solanaceae
Product: F-box/kelch-repeat protein At3g18720-like
Exons: 1
Coding region: 1-723 (240 amino acids)
Source: RefSeq, a predicted model, not a curated record
AUGAGGCUUCUAUCCCUAAACCAAAAAGAUGGUUUGUGCACGUUCUAUAAUCCCUUUAGAAAUUUGAACUGUUAUAUGAGCAACGACGACUUACUAGGGUGUGAAAUUCGGUAUGCAAAAGAUGGUUGGCUUCUCGUUUCUAGGGGAAAAUCUCUCUUCUUACUUGAGCCUUCGCCUUCUAGUAAGCAAAUAAUCCAUCUCCCACGAAGAACAGAGGACUAUUUCUGUGAUACACUGUCAUUCUCAGCUACUCCAGCUAAUUCUUCUGCUUGGGUGAUCUUUGGUAUUGCUUGUUUAAACGAGUAUCAAGUUAGAAUUUCAUAUUUGAAAGCAGGGGAUGAUAAUUGGACUAGUAUGAUAAUGGACAAUGAGGUACCUUUUGCACUUUCAUGUUCUAGUCCUGUCUAUUUUGGUGAAGAAUUUUGUGUCAUAGGCGACUGUACUGGUGAUGUGGGUGCAUUUGGCUUCUUAGAAGAUGGAAACCCUUACUGGGUUAUCCAUCAAAUUUGUCCACUAUAUUCACCUCGUAUUUCUGGUGCUCACCGUCAUUUUUUAGUUUUACGGGAUCAAAUUGUGCUAUAUUCAGUAAUUGUGACGCGAGAGCAUAACGUUCGUGUUUAUGAACUAAAGUUUGGAGAGUACGAAAGUGUUAAACUAGUAAAAGAAGUCAAAAACUGGCUUCUUUUCAUUAGCGAAGCCUCAUCAUUGUUGUUGGUGGCAUGA